AUGCGUGGAGUCCCCCAAACUUGCCUGGACUCCAAAUCACACCCACUAGGAUGGCAGACUAUCCAAUCCCAAGUCGAACCCUACUUUGCACAAAACUGGAAAUUUCCCAGCGAAAAGGCAAAACAGGGAUUCCUCGCGGUAGGAUUUUCACAAGCGUUCAGUCAAUUUUUCCCACUUACGGUGAACGAACGGGUGGUGGGGACUUGUAAGAUGCAUUAUCUGGCAUUGCUGAUUGAUGAUCAACUGGAGAAGAUGAGUUUGGCCGAUAUGUUGUCCUACCGCGAGCGAGUCGUACGCAUUGCGCAUGGUGAAGAAACACCAGAUCGCGAGAUUUGUAUCGAGUGGAUGCUGUCGGACACACUCCGGAUCAUCCGAGAAAUUGAUGAGAUUCUCGGGAAGGAUCUCAUCGAGGCAUUCUGCACGUUACUUCGAGCACAGACGGCCCAGGAACGUUUGACUAUAGUACAUUUGGCGCCCUACCUGGCAGCUCGUGAGGUAGACGUGGGAAGAACAUUCUACGCCGCGCUCAUCCGAUACGGCGCCAAGCUUCAUCUCAGCCCGGCUGAAUUGGCCCAGACGGCCGCAUUGGAAAGUCACGCAUUCCGAUUCAUGGGCGUGCUGAAUGAUAUAUACAGUUGGGAUCGUGAAUGGAAAGUCUACCAAGAAGAUCCCACAGAUGGAGCUCGGCCUUUCUCGGCUGUUUACAUUCUAGCCGAAGAGACGGGGUUGUCGUUUGCGGCUUGUAAGAGGUUGUUCUAUUCUUACUGUCGGGAGUUAGAGCUCCUUCUAAAGCAGUCUGGCGAGGAGAUUAAACGACAGAAUGGCGAUGCUCUGAGACCCGAGAUGGAAAUGUAUAUCAAAGCCUUGGAGUACCUGAUGAGCGGGAUCGAACAAUGGAGUCAAUGGACACCACGCUACAAAUGA
This is a messenger RNA of Penicillium brasilianum, 924 nucleotides long. The record is from the annotation of a GenBank genome assembly. Lineage: Eukaryota; Fungi; Ascomycota; Eurotiomycetes; Eurotiales; Aspergillaceae.